This is a messenger RNA of Drosophila persimilis, 387 nucleotides long. RefSeq lists its product as uncharacterized. The record is from RefSeq and is a predicted model, not a curated record. NCBI's taxonomy places the organism in Eukaryota, Metazoa, Arthropoda, Insecta, Diptera, Drosophilidae.
AUGAUCCGAAAACAAUUUAAGCUUUUAUUUGUUUUUGAUGCCACCACAACAAGCAAUCAGGAGCCGCCAACUUGUCUUCCAAAUGGUAGCAAAUCAAAUUGGCCAACAAAGAACGAGCCAGAAUGGUGGUCCAGAAACGGCCAAUGCAAUGAGCAUACAUCAUGGACAACUGUUGCAUUUGGACACUGGGACACAACUGGGAGUACAAUUGAUGGAUCACCCAAAACCAUCUGACUGCUGCCCCAGACGACCAUUGUCAGUACUCGUUCUCGUACGUUGCUGCUGCUGCUGCUGCUGCCGUAGCAGUUGCAGUGGAAACCAGAGCCAAAUGAGUGGCAAAGAGUUGCGUAAAACGAAACCAGCGAUAAUGAUCAUGCCAGGGCGCAA